Messenger RNA from Saprolegnia parasitica CBS 223.65, 1627 nucleotides. RefSeq lists its product as hypothetical. Gene Ontology annotation, molecular function: rRNA (adenine) methyltransferase activity. Gene Ontology annotation, cellular component: nucleolus. The record is from RefSeq and is a predicted model, not a curated record. Lineage: Eukaryota; Oomycota; Saprolegniomycetes; Saprolegniales; Saprolegniaceae. The transcript has 3 exons. The coding region runs from base 772 to 1566 and encodes 264 amino acids.
GGACGCCGUCGACGACAAAGCAAAGCUGCCACGAGACCCACGGACGCCAAGCGGUGAUGGCCAAGCCCAUGCACCCGACUCGCGGUAAGUCUUGCUGGCUGACGCGAGGACCAUGGCGCGCCUACCGCCGCCUACAGCAAUGGCCGUUGGCUGACAGCUUGCUCGUGCGACCGCAACCGUGCGUUGGCGACUACAAGAAAACUGUGUGCCUCGAACGACUGCCAGCUUGGCUAUGGCGCGACGCUGCUUCAAAGGCUUGGUUUUGCUACAGCACGUCAAGCCCCACUGUCUUGGCCAUCAAGCUCUCGUCACGUCGGUGCAAUAGGCGCCGGCCUACGUCGAUCGACGCACAGCGAUGCUGGCACAAGUAGGUCGGAGCGUCUCCACGCAUUCGCUUUUCGCCCAUAGGAGCGCACAUGUUCAGAGCUAUGGCCAUGUCAGAGCAUAUUAGCCUCCGCCAUGUUGUACGGCAUGGACGCGAGUCGCCCGUAGAAUGCAACGAGCCAAAGCAUUAUUAACCCACGGACGCUGGGCUUGAUUUGCCUCGGGUCCCGCCUUCGCUUGCGCAUAGUAAUGCGACUUGGUUAGCUCUCUCCGUAUCGACGGCUGGUGCAGCUGGUACGAGCUUGCGGCAUGAGGCAUGAGCUCUCGAUCGUGCUGGGAAUCCAGCCGUGAAUCUCUCUGUCGCGGUGCGAGUCUGUUUGACACGCCGUAUGCGGCGCUUUAUCCGGAUCCGCCACAUCCAAUCAAACGAGGUCUCGGCCAGAAGCAAUGGCGCCGAGCAAGAAGAAGUCCAAGCUGCGCAAGGUGCCGAUUGGGCCGCCGCCUGUCAAGAGCCGCCGGCGCGCCCGCGAGAUCACAACAGAGUUCCACCGCGUGACCCACGAGCUUAAUCGGCUCCAGGACGCGACCAAGGACGACGAGGCCAAGGCGCGCCAGGCAGAGCUCGAGCAACGGCUCAAGGACCUCGGCGGUCGUCAAGUGUACCAAGACGCGAGCAUUCUCUCGACGAGCUUUCAUCGCACGAGCAAGUGGGUCUUCUCGCUCCUCACCAAGUUCGGCCUCCGCCCGGGCAAGAAGCAGCCGCCGCUCGAGGUACUCGAGGUCGGCGCCAUCAACACGCAGCUCCUCGUGUGUCCGUGGCUCAACGUGCAGGCGAUCGACCUCAUCGCGCGCCACGCCAAGAUCCAGCAGCUCGACUUUUUCGACGUCCCGUUCACAAAGACCUUUGAUGUCGUGGUCUCGAGCAUGGUCAUCAACUGCGUCCCGACGCCCGAGAAGCGAGGCGAGAUGCUCCAGCGUACGUGGCGCCACCUCAAGGACGACGGCCACUUCUUCCUCAUGUUGCCGCUGCUCUGCUUGACCAACUCGAAUUACAUGACGGUCGAUCAUUUCGAAGCUAUCUUGACGCGCGUGGGUUUCGAGAUCCGCGAGAAGAAAGAGACGCCCAAGAUUGCGUUCUUCUGCCUCCGCAAGGUGCCCGCGACGGCCGUGCCGCCUGGCACCUUUCAGCACAAGACGCUGCGGCCAGGUCCGAAGCGCAACGAUUUUGGCGUCGCGAUAUAACUCAAUCUCAAAACAGCGUGGGUUGAUACGAGUCUAAUUCAAUGAGUCCCCUUGGUCUGCC